This is a messenger RNA of Patiria miniata (bat star), 1366 nucleotides long. It is a transcript of the gene ercc1, whose product is annotated as mating-type switching protein swi10-like. Bases 53 to 1333 code for a protein of 426 amino acids. Lineage: Eukaryota; Metazoa; Echinodermata; Asteroidea; Valvatida; Asterinidae. The record is from RefSeq and is a predicted model, not a curated record. Gene Ontology annotation, molecular function: damaged DNA binding; single-stranded DNA binding. The transcript has 10 exons. Gene Ontology annotation, biological process: nucleotide-excision repair; meiotic mismatch repair; mitotic recombination. Gene Ontology annotation, cellular component: ERCC4-ERCC1 complex; nucleus; nucleotide-excision repair factor 1 complex.
CAUUGCAAUAAAAAUGUGAGGUCGUGGGUGGGUGAGAAUUUUAAGUGAGAAAAUGGGUGACAAACAGGGCGAGGAAGAUGGAAAGCAACAGGAAAAGAGACUUUUCACCAUACCCAGUGCAAAAGAUAUCGCCAGGUUAGAGCAUGGAAAAUCAAAGGUGAAGUCGUACUUCAAAAGCCAGUUUGGAAAGAAACCCACCACUGCGCAGUCCAAGGACCAAGCAACCUCCAGCAAUCGAACCAAUGCAAGUUCCAGCUCCGCAUCAACACUAAGAAAUCAGCCAAAUUCCAAAGUAGCAUCCACUUCAUCGGACAGUAGAAUCCCUAAUGUUACCAGCACAGCAACAGUUGAAAGAACCAGUAGAACUGUUGGUGAUGCUGGCACUAAUGGAAGGACUAGUGGCCUGUCUACUGCAAGUGACCUUAAGGUCGGCGCCUCAUCUGCAUAUCCUGGUACAGAACCGAGUACCUGCGGUAUGCCCGACGGGGCCGGGGUUGGAACGAAAAGGAAAAUAGGAUCGGCAUUCGCUGAUAAGUUUUCUGCAUUGAGGGAAGGAGCGGACUAUGAGGAGCCGCAGCUGAAGAGAGCAGCAGUCUCGACUGCAGUAGUUGCAGCACCCAUCGCGACAAGCGCUAAGGCACCGUCGGGAGCAAAUACCAUCGUCGUCAACACAAGACAGAAAGGGAAUCCCAUUCUUAAGCACAUCCGAAAUAUCCCUUGGGAGUUUGGGGACAUCGUCCCUGACUAUGUCAUGGGAAGGACUGCCUGUGCAUUGUAUUUAAGCUUGAGAUAUCACCACCUGAAUCCCAACUACAUCCAUGACAGACUGAAGGACCUCGGUCACCAGUACGAACUCAGGGUGCUGCUUGUACAGGUCGAUGUGAAAGAUCCUCACCACUCUGUGAAGGAGCUGGCUCGUAUGGCCUUACUGGCGGAUUGCACUCUCAUACUUGCAUGGAGUGCGGAGGAGGCAGGCCGAUACUUAGAAACCUACAAGUCAUAUGAGAACAAGUCUGCAGACGCACUGAAGGAAAAGAUAGAAACGGAUUAUCUAUCAAAGGUGACAGAUGUUCUGAGCACAGUCAGAUCAGUUAACAAAACGGAUGUUGUCACUCUGGUCUCAACAUUUGGGACAUUUGACAAGAUCCUUGCAGCAUCGAAAGAGGACCUGUACCUGUGCCCUGGAUUUGGACCGCAGAAAGCACAGAGGUUGUACGAUGUCCUUCACGAGCCCUUUUUGAAGACGACCAGGAUUGAACGGAAGACUGCCACCAAAGAUACUGCAGCCGCUACAACAAAAGCUGAAGUGCCAGCAACAUCAGAACCAGAUUGAUAAAACAGUAAAAUUGUUCAAAAUAAACAAUUU